UUGCGCGAAUUAUCAAACCAUCAACAAAGAUGGAGGAAGGGGUGUUGUUUCCUGUGGUUAUCACAACCAUUCUUAACUAAAACGGCUUAUUUAUUGAUAUAAAGUGAUAGAUGGUCCUUUUGAAGUUUUCUGUUAUCGUUCAUAUCAUUAGCGGUGUCUGUGGGGAGAGGUCUGCAGACUCUGAAACAUAAAAAUGAUCAAUGCCUGCUUCUGUUGUUGAAGUGGAAUCAUUGCCAAAAACGUUACCAUCAAAUAAAAAUUCAUCAGUAACAUCUAUAAAUGUAAAUAAUUUACAGAGUAAUUCUCUUGAUAAAAAAUGCUCUGAAAACACUUAUAAGGCCACUGAAUGCAAUAAUGCUAGUGCAGCAAUACCACAUCAAAUUUACGAAGUUUCUCCAGAUGGUAAAACUACUCUUGAUAAUGUUUUAGAUAGUAUACCAUUAGUUUAUAAUCCUUCCACAAGACAAAUACAUUUACAAGAUAGCUGUGUUGUUAGCAAUGGGCAUUUCUCCAUACACUUAGACAAUGGAAAGGUAUCUCAAAUGGGGGAUGAUUUUCCCAAAACAAGGGAAACUGUUCAGCAUUUUAUGGCCACAGAAGCAUGCGAAAUUGUCAAUACCUGCAAUGAAAGCAAUAAAAAUGAAGACAUAUCAAUUUCAACAUUUACUACCGUUGGGGAUAGUGAUAAAGAUGACGACUGUAUUAAGGAAAAUGCAAGACAUUCCCCAGUCUGUUUAUUUACAUCUCAGACAGAUGCAUCCUCAUUUACCAGUGCUUCAUCUGUAAGUACAGGCACAGAAUUUUCACUUGGUGUUGCAGAAUCUUAUGGGGAUAAUAAAACACCAUUGUAUAAUUCUUGUGAUAAUUUAGACAUUGCAAGUGAUGAUAUAUAUAAAGGUGCAAAACCAAAGAAACGUGGAUUCUCCAGCAUUUUUUCUAGAACUUUACUUCCUUGGAAAACAAAAGAAACAAAAGAGCAGAUUUCACCUGAGGAUGAUCAAGGAGAAUCUCGAUGUCCUUCUGCAUGUUCUGCCAAUAGUAGACAUAGUGAAGAAUGUGUGGCUAGUUCUACAACUGCUUUAAUAUUAGAAAAUAGGCCCACUAAUCUUCCUGCAAAACAUCCUGAAGAGGAAAGUCGACACAAGUUGGAAUAUGAAGAAAUGGUUAAAGCUGCAAGGAAAAAAGAGCAAUAUCUUUGUAGGAAAGAUGCCAAGAAAACUCGUGAAUUAUGGUGGAAGGGUUUGCCCCCGAGCGUUCGAGGAAAAGUAUGGCAACAUGCCAUCGGUAAUGAUUUAAACAUAACAGAGGAGCUUUAUGAUAUUUGUGUUAGUCGUUCAAAGGAAAAAAUAUGGAUAUCAGAAUCUCAUUCAGAUACAGAGCAAUAUCUUUGUAGGAAAGAUGCCAAGAAAACUCGUGAAUUAUGGUGGAAGGGUUUGCCCCCAAGCGUUCGAGGAAAAGUAUGGCAACAUGCCAUUGGUAAUGAUUUAAACAUAACAGAGGAGCUUUAUGAUAUUUGUGUUAGUCGUUCAAAGGAAAAAAUAUGGAUAUCAGAAUCUCAUUCAGAUACAGCAAAUGCCAAAGGAAAAGAAGGUGCUGCAGAAUUUAUUAAACUAGAUGUGUCUCGUACGUUUCCACAGUUGGGAAUAUUUCAAGAGGGAGGUCCUUAUUAUAGUGUUCUGCAAAGUAUGCUGGGUGCUUAUGUAAUUUAUCGUCCAGAUAUUGGAUAUGUACAGGGUAUGUCUUUCAUUGCUGCCAUGUUACUUUUGAAUAUGGAUGCAGUUGAUGCAUUCAUCUGUUUUGCCAAUUUAUUAAACCGGCCAUGCCAACUGGCAUUUUUCAGAGUGGAACAACACAUGAUGACAGCAUACUAUUCUAUGUAUGAAGAAUUUUUCAAGGAAAAUUUAGGAGCUCUUUUCAAUCAUUUUGAUAAGCAGGGAUUAAGUUCUGACUUGUAUCUUGUAGAUUGGAUUUAUACGCUCUUCAGUCGAUCUUUGCCACUUGAUGUAGCUUGUAGAGUAUGGGAUGUGUUUCUCAGAGAUGGAGAAGAAUUUCUUUUCAGAACAGCAUUAGUAACAAGUGGUGCCACAUGCAGUUUUAAAAGUUGUGCCAUUAAGUCCUGCGAGCAUCAGUACAAAGUAUGGUUUACUUUGGUAAAGGAGGAAGGAGACGAGAGUGGAUGGAAGAAAAAAGAUCCAAGAGCUUGA
This is a messenger RNA of Centruroides sculpturatus (bark scorpion), 2204 nucleotides long. RefSeq names its product TBC1 domain family member 12-like. NCBI's taxonomy places the organism in Eukaryota, Metazoa, Arthropoda, Arachnida, Scorpiones, Buthidae. The record is from RefSeq and is a predicted model, not a curated record. The transcript has 13 exons. Bases 201 to 2204 code for a protein of 667 amino acids.